This is a messenger RNA of Lachancea dasiensis, 2793 nucleotides long. Lineage: Eukaryota; Fungi; Ascomycota; Saccharomycetes; Saccharomycetales; Saccharomycetaceae. The record is from the annotation of a GenBank genome assembly.
AUGUCUUUGAUCUCAGCGGCCGCUGAUAUCGACGAUACCAGCUCUAUAGCAUCAGCUGGGUCGACCAAGGCGCCGCAGGCUUACCGCAGAGACGGGAAAGCCCUAUCAAAAGAAGCAAUCUACAGAGCUAAGCAAAAAUAUGGCAUGUACCAGUCACCAGCCAGGACCACAGGGUCGGGCGUUUCGGACGCCAAGUACGCAUCUGACGUAGCGGCAAACUUGGCCAACAACAACAAAACGACCAUCGAGGCGUACAAAAGACUCAUGGUCGACUCCAACGCUUCCAAAGCUGCAACAGCCGUGUCCAGUCGUUCUCGCGCGUCGAGCGUGUCUUCGAAUGUGACGGUGGUCUCUGACAAGCGCUCCACCAGUGCUGCAACUAAGGCGUUGGCCGCGAAGCCCGUGGAGGCCCCUAUAACGUCCGGCAAGCGGGAAAUGGACAUGGCCAAGAUACUUUCCGGCGCAGAGGCGGCGGCUGGCAAGCGUAUGGACAUGCGUUCCAAUCCUGAAAAAGUGGUGUACGUUGGCUCUAAGGACUCUGUUAAAGCUGCUGACCGUAGUUUUUCCUUCACUCCCGAAAUUAUGGAGAGGAUCUCCACCAAAAAUCAGCUGGAAGCAGAGGCCGAACUGGAGGCCGACCCUAAAAAUUACGCUUCGCGUGCAGCAUAUGCAGUGCGCGAUUUUGACCCUAAUGCUGUAUCUGAAUCAGAAUUGUUGGAGCGUGAAAAGAAAAAGCAAGCCUAUUUUGGACUCUUGACAUCUCCACAGGUCUUGGCUUUGGCAAAGAGCAAUGCUCAAAACCAACUAGCCUCCAUUGAUCGGGCUGCACCUGGCAGCUUGUUCAGAAAUGAGGAAUUUAACAAACUGGCUGUUGCGCUGGCCCAAAAGAGCUCUUCUCAGCGCUCCGAAAACAAAGGAAAAAUCAACAUGGGCGGCGGUUUAUGGUUAAGUCAGUCGGAUGUCCAGAACAUUGCACAGGGCUUGAUUACUCCCGUCUUGGAUGAAGUGGAUAGCAGAGCCUUACAGCAGAGGGCUGUAGAUGAAGACAUCAAGCAACGUAAAAUUGACUACAAAGAGCAAAAUAGCGCUUGGGCCGAAUUGCAGCGCAAUAAAAUUGCGAAUGACAAGAUGUUCUCUAGGGAGACUCGUUUGAGACACGCGCGUGAAACUGAAGGUUUGCAUACUAGGACCGAAAGAAAAUAUCAAGAGCUGCUCACCACCAAAGACGCGCAGGUUGCAGAUGUUGAGAAGGCCUUGCAAGACACCAAAGACAAGUUCGCUGCCCUCCAAAAACUGGUGGAGCAAGAGUUACUGGAUGAAGAGAAGCGAUGCGAGACUGAACUGGCGCAUUUGGCGCAGGUACAGGAGGAUGCAAUUGUAGCAGCAAGAAAGGAGCAAGAUUUGGAGGUUCAACCUUACCUUGACGAUGUAAUUGCCGCUGAAGCUGAACACCAAAGACUCGUAAAUGAGCGUGAAACACUCUCCCAAGCCAUCUCUGACUUGCGCACGUCAAUUGAAAAUCACAAGAUCAAAAUUGAACAACUUGAUCAAGAAUUGGUGGACUCUGAUGCUAAACAUGAAGAGGAAGGCGUGAAAUUGGACGGAUUGGCAACCGAAAGGGAUGAGUUUGAAGACAAGAUCGAGUCGCACUAUGUCAUUUUGGUCGAGAAGGCCAAGGAGCAAGCGCAACAGUCAUCAGAGGAAUCCCGGUUGAGACAAUUAGAAGUUGACACCAUGAUCAAUGAGCGUCAAAGUGAACUUAAUGCCACUGAGCUACGCUUGAAGAACGAAAAGUUGGUCUUAUUGGAAGCGAUGAGAAGCGUCACACAACUAAAAGGGGAAGAGAAAUUGGACGAAGGCAAAGUUAAGGCUUUGCUAGGUAUGACUUCAGACGAAUUUAUAGCUCAACAACAAAAGCCUACAGAGACUAUAGCUGAAGCUGAAGACGGUUUGGAGGAUGGUAAAUUUGAUAAAACGGAGGAGCCAUCAGUCUCCACCGAAUCGCUAAAGAAUGUCAAUGGGGUGUUGGAUUCGGACGGCGAAGCCAACAGGGCACCGGCACCCAAGGUCUCCACCUCAAAACCGGUAGGAGCUAAACCUAGUAUGGUAGAUGCGGUGUUGCCGCCUGAUUUCAAACCUGAGGUGAAGCCUAAGACUCCAAAGAAGGCUAACCCUACCACUUCUUCGUCCAAGAAAGGAGAAGUCGCAUCUCCUACCAGCCCCAAAGGAUCUUCAUUGAAGAAGAAACUUUUCGGAAUUGUUCAGAAGGACAAUGCAAAGUCUCCAGUGAAGGGUAGUUCAGAGCCAGUGGCAAAGCCUGCGGGAAAGCCGGUGAGCAAGCCUCCAAAAGCUAAAUCGGCGUCGCAAAAGCCUGAGCCCACUGAGAAAAUCCAAUCUGAGGGUAAGGUUGAGGAGCUUGACGUGGAGAAGCCUGAAGUAAAAGAGCCUGAAAUAAAAGAGCCUGAAAUAAAAGAGCCUGAAAUAAAAGAGCCUGAAAUAAAAGCGCCUGAAAUAAAAGCGCCUGAGGUGAAAGAGCCCGAGGUAAAAGAGACCGAAGUGGAGAACAUUGAAGCCACUUCGAAAGCUGCUGAGGCCGAGUCGCCACCCCUUAAGCCGGAGAGUGUGGACUUGAAACCAACUUUUAGUGGUUUUUCCCAAGCCAACCAGAUCAAGAUCGUUGAUAAUUCCGAUGACGAGGUAGACGAGCUACCUGAUUCCAGCGAAGUUGGAGAAAAUAACGCCGCCGAAGAAAGCGGCGACAAAAAAGGCAGUCUUUUCAAAGAAGUCUUCUGA